Molecule: messenger RNA, 630 nt
Organism: Oncorhynchus tshawytscha (Chinook salmon)
Lineage: Eukaryota; Metazoa; Chordata; Actinopteri; Salmoniformes; Salmonidae
Product: protein diaphanous homolog 3-like
Exons: 4
Coding region: 43-615 (190 amino acids)
Biological process (GO): actin filament polymerization
Cellular component (GO): actin filament; cytoplasm
Molecular function (GO): actin binding; microtubule binding
Source: RefSeq, a predicted model, not a curated record
UUGGUUAAACACCUUCCUGAGCAGGAGCAGCUGAAUGCAUUGAUGAAGUUUCAGAAUGACUACAACAGUCUGUCUGAGCCUGAGCAGUUUGGAGUGGUGAUGAGCAGUGUGAAGCGACUGCGGCCCCGUCUCAACUCCAUCCUGUUUAAGCUGCAGUUUGAUGAACAGGUCAACAACCUCCGUCCAGACAUCAUGGCUGUUAACGCAGCCUGUGAAGAGGUGAGGAAGAGCAAGGGGUUCAGCCGGCUGCUGGAGUUGGUUCUUCUGCUGGGCAACUACAUGAACACAGGGUCUCGCAACGCACAGAGCUACGGCUUUGACCUCGGUUCCCUCUGCAAGCUGAAGGACACGAAGUCAGCUGACCAGAAGUCAACGUUGCUCCACUUCCUGGCUGCGGUGUGUGAGGAGGAGUUCCCAGAGGUCACCAAGUUCUCCGACGACCUGCAGCACGUUGACAGAGCCAGCCGAGGUAGGAGACAGACACACACCACAGUCAGCAGAGAUCGACACCUACAUUUAACUGUGUCUGCCGUGUCGGGAUUCCCUUUUCCUGCGCUAUAUUCAAAUGCUAGUAUGCAUUCUACAACCAGCAAUAGGAACAAUAUGAUAACAUAACAACUGAUAGCAGUA